Melampsora larici-populina 98AG31 is the source of this 1386-nucleotide messenger RNA. RefSeq lists its product as uncharacterized. The transcript is spliced from 3 exons. The record is from RefSeq and is a predicted model, not a curated record. Lineage: Eukaryota; Fungi; Basidiomycota; Pucciniomycetes; Pucciniales; Melampsoraceae. The coding region runs from base 1 to 1386 and encodes 461 amino acids.
AUGAUGGACUGCCUAAAUGAAAAUGAAGCGGAGGAUCAAGGCUUGACCUUUCAACAAAAAGCUGCAGCAAAGCAUCAGAAGAUGAAGGAUGGGAAGAAAAAGGCUGUUGAAACCAAGCAAAAGAAUGAAGAAGCACGCUUGAGAAAGGCGCCCAACGAUAAUAUUCCUUCAGGGCUCACCUCAGCCAUCCACGAGUGGGCUAGAGCCCUACUGGGACUUCCUCGCCAGUCAACCUCACCCAACUCCUCUCAGAUUGAUGUUAGUAAAGUCACCCAACAUCACCUCCCAAAAACCGCCGAGGUUACUGAAGUGGAAGCGUGGAGUAAUCACAACAAGAGUCGCUCAGACUUUAUAGAGUUUGAGAUCAAUCAAAAGAUGGCUCAGAAGCUUACCACCAAUCCUAAAGCAUCUCUCACCUACAAAGCGGAGCUCAAGAAAGCAAUCACCAAGGAGGUAGUUGCACAAUGGGGCAAAAAGACCCCUCCUGGAAAAUUUAUCUCUAGGGUUGCUCAAACCACUGCUUCUAUUCAGAGUUAUGAAAGAACUAGACUAGCUAUAGCUGAAGCUUCUUUGGCUUCUGCUGGCUUCCCAAGGUGUACACUUCAAUGGACCAAUGCGAUUAACACUCCUUGGAACUCUGCCAUGCUCAACACUCUGUUGAACUCUUGGCUGGAGUGUUAUUAUUCCAAAGGUGUCCCUUCUUGCUAUGAUAUACCAGAAUCCGACGAAACACCAAAGCUUGCAAAAGAAAUCCUCACCAAGUGGCUUACUCACAAACGUGCUAGAUAUAAUCAGGAGGAAAAAGACAAAACUCUUCUAGCAACUCCUGAAGGAGCUCGAAAAUACGUGAAAAAGGUAGUAGAAACGAAGGAAAGGAGAGCCAUGAAGGCCUUAAGGAAACAACUUGCUGAAACCCGUACAGAAGCCCUUGCGAAACACAUCACGGACUUCACGGCGACCCACAAACUCCUCCUAGUAAUGGACAAAGUGCAUUCAGAGACUGAGUCCGUCCCCGCCACUAAAGAGAAGCCCGCACAUCGAAGACGGAUCAAGCUGGCCUGGAGAACUGCAGAGCUGGACAAAUUGAUUUUUCUUGCUGACAAAAUGGCCAAAAAGAAGAAAGACUUAACCCAGGCCCAGAAAACCAAUGUCACUCGGGCUCAGGCAGCCAGGAAGGAAUACUCUACUGCUACAGUCGACCCAGAAGCCCAACUUCCACCCAAGGGAUUCCCAAAGUGUUUGAUCAGGGAAGAAUAUUUGCAUGAGCUUGGGGAGCUGGAAGUUGAAGCCCUGGAGUUGUCUGAAGAUCACAUUGAGCUCAAUACUCUCAAUGAGCAUCUGAUGAAAAAGCUUGGAAACAAGAGCAGGAUGGCAGUUUUAACUUAA